Molecule: messenger RNA, 5441 nt
Organism: Anthonomus grandis grandis
Lineage: Eukaryota; Metazoa; Arthropoda; Insecta; Coleoptera; Curculionidae
Exons: 9
Coding region: 208-2493 (761 amino acids)
Cellular component (GO): nucleus; ribonucleoprotein complex; cytoplasm
Molecular function (GO): ATP binding; RNA helicase activity; RNA binding
Source: RefSeq, a predicted model, not a curated record
UUAGAAAUUUUGUCCGUUUAUUCAACAGUAUUUUUACCAAAUUUCUUACGUUUGCGUUCGGAACGUCUUUGUGUAUAUUCCAACCUAAUUUUUAUAUUUCUAUAGGCUAAAUCACCUACAUUUACUUUGCCUUUCCUUUCUUUAGAUAGGAACAUUCGUUAGACGGACGUAGCCAUUUGGGAUUUAUCUGCUGACAAAAGAAUAAGGAUGCAGUACAACAACGUUUACCACAACUCCCAAAUAUACAGGCCAAGACCAGAUCGCAACAAUCAAUAUGAAAAGCAAUCAAAUUAUUGGAAUGGUCCACCACAUGCUAUUGCCCCAGUACAGGACUUUGGAGGUCCAAAUAUGAGACAGUUUAACAACAGGAAGUUCAAUAACAGAAAUUUCACUAAUAAUUACCAGAAUUAUAAUGGUCAACAACAGAAGCCCAUGAAUGAGAAUGGUGAAGAGAAAGAUGGACAGGAAUGGCAGACUACUGAACUGACCCCAAUCAAAAAAGACUUCUACAUUCCACACCAAAAUACUAAGAAUAGAACAGAUGAUGAUAUUGAGAAAUAUAGGCAGAUCAAGGACAUUAUUGUACAAGGAGAGAAUGUACCACAGCCAAACUUCAAUUUUGAAGAGAGCAGCUUUCCUGAUUACAUCAUGAAUGUGCUUCUUGGACAGGGGUUUGAUGACCCCACAGCCAUCCAGGCACAAGGGUGGCCAGUAGUUUUAAGUGGAAGGGAUUUAGUUGGUAUUGCCCAGACAGGUUCAGGUAAAACUUUAGCCUACAUGUUACCUGCUACAGUGCAUAUCAAUAGCCAACCAAGGCCUGAAAGGGGAGAAGGACCUAUUGCAUUGAUUCUUGCUCCAACCAGGGAACUAGCCCAGCAAAUUCAAAAAGUUGCUCAUGAAUUUGGUUUAAAUACUGGAAUUCGUAACACAUGCAUCUUUGGCGGUUCCCCCAAGGGACCCCAAGCCAGAGACCUGGAAAGGGGUGUAGAAAUUGUAAUUGCUACACCUGGUAGAUUAAUUGACUUUUUGGAAAAGGGCACCACCAAUUUGGCACGGUGUACCUAUUUGGUUUUGGAUGAGGCUGACAGAAUGUUAGAUAUGGGUUUCGAACCUCAAAUUAGGAAGAUUAUCAAGCAAAUCAGACCUGACAGGCAGGUGCUAAUGUGGUCUGCUACAUGGCCCAAACAAGUUCAGGCCUUAGCUGAGGAAUUUUUAGUUGAUUAUGUUCAGGUUAAUAUCGGCGGUCUAGCAUUGUCAGCCAACCACAACAUCAAACAAGUAGUUGAAGUGUGUGAAGAACAUGAAAAAGAAGAGAAGUUAAACGGUCUCUUAAAACAAAUAGCUUCAGAUCGUAACAAUAAAAUCAUCGUUUUCGUCGAAACAAAGAAAAAAGUUGACGAUAUUACCAAAGCUGUUAAGUCUGUCGGCUUUUCCGCCAUAUCUAUUCACGGCGAUAAGUCGCAGCCUGAACGUGACUACGUUCUUAACGAAUUUAGGACUGGUAAAUUCUCGAUUUUGGUAGCUACUGACGUCGCCGCCAGGGGGCUGGAUGUUGAAGAUGUUAAAUAUGUUAUCAAUUAUGAUUAUCCCAAUUCCAGUGAGGAUUAUGUACAUAGAAUUGGACGUACAGGACGUUGUCAACAAAUCGGCACAGCCUACACCUUCUUCACGUCAAACAACCAGCGACAAGCCAAAGAUCUGAUCUCGGUUCUCGAGGAGGCGGAUCAGGUGGUCAGCCCAAAACUUCAAGAACUCUCCCAGAGUUCCAGGAAUAUCCAAACAGGCAGAAACAGGUGGAACCAGAGAAACAAGGUUAAUAAUCAAUAUUUUAGAGAAAAUAAUUACUUUAAUGAUAACUCAUCGCCAAAUUCAAACAACUCCAAUAAUCGUACAUGGCAAAAGAAGCCCCAAACUAACUACAACAAUGGAGGGGCGAUGGAAUUCUACAACAAUAGGCAACAAAACAACGGAUCUCCCAAUGGAGUACAGAACAAUAGGGAGAAUGGUUUCCAGCCUAAACCGCGAUACAAUAAUGGAGGUUUUAACCAGUACCAGAAUCAACAGUACCAGCAGAACGGUCAGGGUUACCAACAGAGUUACAGUCCCCCAUUGUAUGGGCAGCAGGGCGCUAUGAAUGGACAACCAAGAAAUAAUUAUGGUCAAGGUAAUCAACGAUCGUUUAACGCCCCCCGUUACAACCGCCAGCAACAAUACCAAAACCCGAUGCAAUCGACGGCUUACGUACAAGCGGGCGGAAAUCAGGCCUACGUGAUGCAGGCUGCGGCCGCUAACCAAGGCAUGCCGAACGGCCUCGAGACGAUCAUCAGCCACAAAUUCUUUCAGAGUCGUGGGCUUACGGGGGCGGCGAAUCCCUGCGCCUUUCAACAGAGCCAGGGAGGCCCCUACGGUCAAUACGCGCCUGCCGCCCAUGUCGGUUAUCCCGCUUACGCGCCGCAAUAUGCCGCGCCACCUACCGCCGCAGUGCAGCAGUAGUGGUUUGUAAAAUGUAUGGAAUGGGUGUUUGUGUGAAAAGAGUAACGGGCGGAGGAGCAAUUAAUGGGUAAAUGCGGAAGUUUUUUUAGUAAAUUUAUAUGCAAAAAUAUAUAGCAGAUUGGAAUAUCUGACUGAAAGCUGAAAGACUUUGAAAAGUUCGUUUUACAGUAAUGGUUGUAAUUUGCAAAAAAAAGUAAAUAUUUAUUUUUUAUCAUUAGAAAAUUACUUCAAUAUUAUAAAUUCUACAUCUACCCAUUAAUCUGUUUAAAUGCUCUUUCAAGCAAUACUCUUGAUCUGCAAAUACUUGCCCACGGAAAAAGUUCGCUUCUAGAUAUAAUUUUCAAAUUUUCCAGCAUUUUUAUAAUUUUUUUGUUGAAGGUAACUUGACGUCGAUCUGAAAGCUUAUAAAGUAAAGAAAAGUAAUUUUUUUAAACAACAAUAUAAUUUUGUUUAAUACAAAAUGUGAGAUACAAUCUAUUUAAUUUAAACUAGUCCAUUUUGUGUUGAAUAGCUCGUUUUCACGCUAUUGCGGAUGCUCGCUGCCAGCUCCCCGCUCUAGCCACCUUUCUCUCUCUCUCUCUCUCUCUCUCGAAGUAUGUCAGAGACCUUUAACGAUUUAUUUCUCAAUUUAGCGUUUUAAAAUUUCGUUUCCCUCGUGUGAGUUGAAGCGAAGUUCUAUCGAUGUGUGAAUUAGAUGUUAGUUUUUAAUAGCUUACCUGUAUGCCGUUGAAAUGCACGAAACAUAUAGAAGGGGAGUUUCGGCUAAUUUAUUAAUAAUAGUAUUUAAAUAAUAUUCGAAGAAGAAUUAAAUGAGAUACAUAAUAUUAUAAUAUUGAUGCUAUGCGGUGCUAAAUAUCGUACCAAAAUGAUCCCAGUUGUUGACCGACUCAGAUAAUCUAUAGUAGAACAAACAAGCAGUAUUUUUUAAUUAAUAUUUAUAUAAUUCAUAUUAAGGAAUAUUAUAGAUCUUGUUUAGGUUAUAGUUAGGUGCCAAAAUUAUGUGUUUUUUGUUGGUUGAAGCAUGCAUUGUUAUAAAUUCGCGUCUGGGUCUAUAAAGUCAUUUUACUAAUUUUUUGCAGUCAAGAAUCUAUAUUUUGUUAUUAGGUAUAUAGUGAACAUAAGUUAUGCAAAAAAAAUAUUUUAAAAUAAGUUAAAGUUUUAAACUUCAGGAAAUCAUUGACAAUGUAGAGAUGGUUCUCCAAUGUCCCAAAUUAUUCACAUUGUUUUAAAAGAGUCACAAGUAUCAAUAAAUACAAUAUGAAUUAAUACUUUUUUUUUAGAGUAAUCCUUAACUUUCAGUAUAAAUUCCAUUUAAAUUUUUACAAGUAUUAAUAAGUGAAAUAAGAAUUAAUACUUUUUUUUUUAUUUAAAAUUCAAGAAGUAAAAGUUUUAGUCUUAAAUAAUUGAUACUUAGUUAAUUUUUUGACAAGUAAACCUUAAGUUCCUAUUUUUAGAUCGUUUUCACGAAAAAUUGACGAAAAAAAGAAACAAAAUGGGCUGUGCUUUACAUAAAAAUAUGGAUGCUGACUGCGCCGAAAUUAGCCAAAGAGUGAGAGUCAUAAUAAUUGGUUUCGAUUAAAGAAACUGUAGGUUCUGUAUGCAAGUAGCCACUGAUUUUUCCCUAUAUUCGUAUCAUUUUGCGUAUAUUAUAAUGUUCCCCUUGAUGACAAUAAACUAAUAUUAACCUAAAAUAGUAUUUCAAAAAAAAAUCGCUAGUUAACCAUAACUAUACGGUUGUUAAACUCGAAUUUUACUUUGAAACCUGACUGUUUGGGUUAAUAUUCAAAAAUAUUGUAAAUGGGGUAUAAAAGAGGAUCUUGCGGACUGCUAGUGUCAUGUAAAUAUGUAGUAUUAAGUAUUUAAAAUAUAUCUCGUUUGUCGUUCGUAGGCGUGGUGCUAAUAUCGCUCGUGAUUCAGAGAAGUCCUGGAUAUUUAUAAGAUAAAACUGGUUUUAAUGACCACACAACCCUUACCUGAUAAAUUUGUUCAUUCAGCGUUCCCAGUAAUAUUCUAUAAAUAUGCCUGAAUUUCGCUAAAAAUACAAAAAAGGCAAAUUAGCUCACGGUGUCAUCUGUGAUAUUCUAGAAAGUAACAAAAAAAUGAAGGUAGCAAAGAAUAAUAACAAUUAACUGUUCCGAGUAAUUCAAGAGGCGCGUUAAAUUUUUAACGAUUUAAAUAUAUAAAAUAUGUGAUAUUUAUUCCCAAAUGCAAAGACUGAAAUAACUAUUUUACUAGACGUAUUAAUUUCGUUUAGUUUCGUGUGUGUCUUAUUUAUUUAUAAACAAACCAUUAUACUCUGUAGGCCAGUUUUUUACUAGUAUCAACAAUCAGGGUAUAUUUCAUCAAUAUUUUCUGAUAAAUCUGUCCAAAUGUAACUAUAGCAAAUUAGAGUUGUUCCCAGUUGGCCUACAGACGAUGUUUAUAUAAGUUAAAAGCGUACCUCAUAUUCGGACUCGCUGUGCAUAGAAUAAAAUUCGAAGCAUAAAUGCACAAAGUAAGGUUAUUUAAUUAUUCUGUGAUGUUAUCGUUAAGCGCCAUUGCAUCAUACGAUUGACGAAUCAUUAAUCUUUAAAAAGAAAUGAUAUUUUAUUAGUAACAAAGUACCUUAAAAUAAUAUAUCCACCACGUUUGUUUAAAUUACCUAGUGAUAAAAAGUGGUUUUUGGGCGGAGAUGCGAUCCAAAAAAAAGCAUGUUUAGGUUACUUAAAGAUAAAAAGUUGGUGUACGAUAUCCUGUCGAUAAAGGUGAUAUCUAUCAAAUAUACUCUUCUGUAAGUUUCAAGAGAAGUGCAUUUCUUGUAUGUAAUACAGUAUUAUAAUAAUCUAGAGUUAAGAAAUUUUGGAAUCUUGUUUGUUUUUUUUUGUUUACGGUUUAAAUCUUAUGUUGGAUGGACACAAUAUAAUUAAUACUUUUUCCAUUCAGACAGAAAUAAAUGUUCUUAUUGUGGA